AUGGGUAAGAAAAUUAGUUAUUACUAUUUUUACUCUACAGUAUUCAAUGUUGUUGGUUUGCAUCAAAUUUUGGCAUUUAUUUGUUUGAUAAUGGUAUUUACCUCUGGUGUUAUGAUUUACCAAAACUAUGGUACUAGAGCAGUCCAUAAAUUUAAUGUUCUCUUUUCAAUAAUGAUGUUGACGUUCCAAUCGUUUUCAUUAUUCUACUUCCUGAGGAUUACCGAUGCAUUCAAUAAUGAGAACAUUGGAGGUUGUAAUGGUAAAUAUUGGUGUCACACUUUCAAUGGGACGAAAGAAGGUAAAACUUGGGGACCGGGUAUUGGAUUUUGGAUAUCGGUUAAUUCGUUUAGUGGUAGUAUAUUAAAUUUAAUUCUAUCAAUUAUUCAAUACUAUUCAACAAGAAAUAUGGAUAGACCUUCUCCGCCCUCCCACCUUGAAUAUCCAACUAUUGAGUUUAUUAAUUCAAUAGAUUCAAUUAAAAACUAUCAUAAUAAUCUAAUCUAUAACGAUAUGACAAACCAAUCGAAUGGAAAUAAUUAUACUUAUAAAAGUAGUAGUAUAAUUGUAUAG
Heterostelium album PN500 is the source of this 570-nucleotide messenger RNA. RefSeq lists its product as uncharacterized. The record is from RefSeq and is a predicted model, not a curated record. Bases 1 to 570 code for a protein of 189 amino acids. Lineage: Eukaryota; Evosea; Eumycetozoa; Acytosteliales; Acytosteliaceae. The transcript is spliced from 3 exons.